AUAUUAAUGCGAUUCGAUAUAAAAUGUUUGUUUAAAUAGAAUCGCAAGGGUACAUUAAAUAAUUAAAUCAUUACUCAACCAUUAUUGAGAUUAACAAUAGAUGCUUAUUUUUCUAGAAAAUAGAAAUCUUGUACGGUCAAUUAAUGGACAUUAGCGAGGAGCUAAAUGACAUGUACUCGUGGUCGCUAUUUCUGUUUAUCUUCGAUCUCUUUAGUCACAUCGUGACUAAUACAUAUUUUAUUUUGGUUUUCCUCAAUUUCCGUUACGUUGAUAUACUGAUUACCUUGGGGCUACUUAUGUGGAUAGUCAUUUAUCUCGUGCUACUUCUGAUACUCCUUGUGACCUGUCAUGCUGUCACGUUGAAGGCGAAUCGUUUUCCUCAGAUUUUAAUGGAUUGGCGCAGACGCAAUAAUCGCCAGAAUAAAUAUUUGAAUACACGGACAACCUUGCAUUAUUUAAAUCGUAAGCUAAUGCUUACAGCCGGUGGAUGUUUUCACGUACAUUUACCUUUGAUAACUGCGAGUUUGUCUCAUAUUUCGACAUAUAUUGUCAUACUUCUACAAAUACCAAAUAAUCAAAUAUCUUAA
Molecule: messenger RNA, 587 nt
Organism: Ceratosolen solmsi marchali
Lineage: Eukaryota; Metazoa; Arthropoda; Insecta; Hymenoptera; Agaonidae
Exons: 4
Coding region: 144-587 (147 amino acids)
Biological process (GO): chemosensory behavior; male courtship behavior; sensory perception of taste
Cellular component (GO): axon; dendrite; membrane
Source: RefSeq, a predicted model, not a curated record